GCGACGGAGGGAAAGUUACGCUGCUCAGACUCUGGAGGAUCAUAGUCCGGCAAAUGAGGAGAGAAUUUAAGCAUCAUGUCCUGCGAUUUAAACACUGUCACUUGAGAUUGGGAAGCGCGCUGUAAACUUGCAAUCAUGUUUUGGACUAUUUUGUUGCCAUAUUGUGUGACUUUUGUGUUGGGGAAUAAGACCGACGAGCGAAUACCCUUCUUUCACGGGCAUGUGUUUGAAAACUCUCCACCUGGCUCAAAAGUGAACGGACUGAGUAUCCCGGUGAAGCGCGUCGACCCACAGAGAUGGUGCUCCAAGUCCGGGAUGCACUUGAAACUCCUGGGCGACAGGAGUGAAGAUUUCCACGUCUUCGCCCACCACAAGCGAGGACACAUAUUACUGAAAACCUCCAGCGUUCUGGAUCGAGAGGAGCGCGCCGAAUAUUUCCUGAGCCUCGCGCUUUGCUGUCAGAGCUGCGCUUCAGCUGAGCGCAUCGUGGCCGAAGUUGCUUCAAUUAAAGUGGACGUGCUCGACACGAACGACCACGAGCCCACCUUUCAGCACGCAGACGUGAAAAUAACUUUAGACGACGCCACGGCCCUGAGGUCGGUGGUGUACACGGUGAAAGCGGAGGACAUUGACAGCGGCAAAAAUGCCGAGCUCAUUUAUUACGCGCUCCCGAGAAACGGAAGCUUCUAUGUAGUGCCCAAAACCGGCGACAUCCUCCUCGUGGACUCGAUUCUCGGUCUCGCGCAGCCAAUAAAGUUCAGCGUGUUUGCACGAGACCACGGCUGGCCCUCUCGGACCAGUCAGAAUAUGGAUAUAGAGAUAAGUCCUCGCCAAUGGCCAGCCCUUCCUCAGCUCGAAGACGGACUCUCGAGAAAGUCCCGCUCCGUGCCCGAGCCGGUGCUUAUCACCGUGUCCGAAGAUGCGAGUAUCGGCUCUGUCAUAAUGAAUCUGCACCCGGUGAGGUUUCAGUCCGCCAGCUUUGAGCUGGCUCACCCGGACGCGGAUAACUCUCCCGUCACCGUGAGUCGGGACAGCGGAGAUUUGGUUAUAUCGCGGCGGCUCGACCGAGAGACGCAGCCGCUAGUGGAGAUAACUGUAAAAGUACAAGAUAAGCGAGGUCCAGACUGGUAUACGGUGAGAGUGGAUUUGACGGUGAUGGAUGUGAAUGAUAAUGCCCCAGAAUGGACGAUGGUCCCUUUCCCCUACCUGAGUGUGGUCUCUGCUAUUUCUCCACCAAACACACUAGUCUACAAGCUGCAAGCUAGAGACGGCGAUGAAGGUAUCAAUGGAGAGGUGGAGUACUUCCUCUCUGAUGGAGGUGAUGGAAGAUUUGAAGUGGACCGGAAAAACGGGCACGUGCGGACGACAGGCCUCCCGCUUCAGAGAGACAGAGAGUAUCUUCUAACAGUAGUGGCUGCGGACCGGCAGGGCAGCCGCAGUCCUCCUGCUGUACUGUCCAUCAUCGCAGGCCCGAGAGCUCCUCAGUUCACCAACGUGUCUUACACCAUUCCCAUACCAGAAAACACGCCAGAAGGACAGCCCUUUCUAGUCACUCCUGCGGUGUCCUUCCAAAAGCAGCCAGUGACGUACAGCCUGCUCAUCAAUCCCAGUAGUCUUUUCAGCAUCCAGCCUGAGACGGGGGAGAUCAGUCUGACUCGCACUAUAGACUAUGAGAGCGAUCAGCACCGCUACCUGCUGCUGGUGAGGGCCAGUGAGAACCAGGACAGUCUGAGUAGUGCUGCUGAGGUGCGAGUGAUCAUCACAGACGAGAAUGACUGCGUUCCAGAGUUCCUGCAGUCCAUUUAUAGCAAAGACGGUGUCCCAGAGACAGUCACGACCGCAACGUCACUCCUGCAGGUAUCAGCCAGCGAUUGUGAUUCGGAGCAGAAUGCAGAGAUUACAUACUACACGCUUAGCCCAGAUUUCAUCAUUUCAGCCCAUGGCACCAUAUUCCCAGCAGGCCCUCUGGAUUACGAGAGGCAAAACCACCUGUAUGAAUUUGUAGUGAUGGCAGUGGAUAAGGGUGAGGUUCCUCGCACUGGCACAGCCACUGUGCGUCUCCGAAUGGCCAAUGUCAACGACGAGCCUCCAGAGUUCUCGCAGCCUGUGUAUCGCACGUUUGUCUCUGAAGACGCAGGGCCCAAUACUUUGGUGGCAACAGUGCUGGCAAAAGACCCUGAUGGAGACGGAAUCACGUACAAAAUAACAGCAGGAAAUGAUGAGGGAAAUUUUGUCAUCGACAGCCAGAAAGGAUUGAUCCGUCUGCGCUCCAGCCCUUCUCCCAGACUACAGGGAUUAAAGUACAUGCUGAACGUCACCGCAACAGAUGACAACGCCUCCGGUGGGCCGCAGUCACUUUCAGCCGUCGCCCAGGUCAUUGUCGGAGUUGACGAUGUGAACAACAACAAACCUGUGUUCGAAAAGUGUGCCGAGUAUAAGGAGAAGGCCUCAGUUCUGGAAAAUAAGCCCGCAGGAUCAUUUGUGCUUCAGGUGCAUGCUGAUGAUGCUGAUGAAGGAGCCAAUGGGAAAGUGACUUACGGUUUCAUGCAUAAAGACAGCACUGUUCCUGCCUUCAGCAUUGACCCAGAAACAGGUGUUAUUGGAACUGCUAUAAAGUUUGAUCGGGAGAGCCAGAGAGAGUAUGCGGUGACGGUGACGGCCACGGAUCAAGCUGCGGACCCUCUCAUAGGCAUCUGCCAACUCAACAUUUUGAUCCUUGAUGAGAAUGACAACAACCCCAAAUUUGAGAACCUACGUUACGAAUACUUCUUGCGGGAGGACACAAUGAUCGGUACCAGUUUUCUGCGAGUAGCCGCACAUGAUGAUGAUUACAGCACCAAUGCAGCCAUCUCUUACUCCAUGUCCGAGGAACAGCCGGAGUAUCUGCAAGUGAAUCCACUCACUGGAUGGGUCUAUGUUAACCAGCCCAUCUCGCAGAGGACCUACAUCAGCAGGCAGAUCAUUGCUACAGAUGGAGGGAAUCGCAGUAGUUCAGUGGAGCUGGCAGUCACCAUCACUAACGUGAAGAACCAGCCUCCGCAGUGGGAGAAGGACAAAUACGAAGUGGUCAUACCUGAAAACACUGUCAGAGACACUCCAGUUGUGACCAUCAAGGCCACUUCUCCGCUGGGUGACCCGAGGGUGACUUAUAACUUGGAGGAUGGAUUGGUGCCAGAAAGCAACAUGCCUGUCCGUUUCUACCUGACCCCGAAUCGUGAAGAUGGCUCUGCCUCUAUACUAGUUGCUGAACCCUUGGACUAUGAGACCACCCGCAACUUCAUGCUCAGGGUUCGGGCUCAGAAUGUGGCUCCUGUACCACUGGCCGCCUUCACUACUGUGCACAUAAACAUUACAGAUGUCAAUGACAACGUUCCGUUCUUCACCUCCUCCAUAUACGAGGCAUCUGUGACGGAAGGGGUGGAAAUAGGGACUUUGGUUCUCCAAGUGUCAGCCAAUGAUCUUGACCUGGGGCUGAAUGGAAAGAUCUCAUACUCUCUGCUGAAUGACCGAAGUGGAGACUUUCAGUACUUCCGCAUUGAUCCUGAGCUGGGCACCAUCUUCACAGAGGCUGUGUUUGAUCGGGAGACCAAGGGAUCUUACCUUUUGGAAGUGAAGUCUGUAGAUGGCUGGGAAUCAGCCAGACCAGGGAAGCAUGGACAGCCUAAUUCAGAUACGGCAUACGUGCGCAUUUUCAUCAGUGACGUGAACGAUAACAAGCCGGUGUUUGCCCAGCCUGUAUAUGAAGUGGAUGUGGAUGAGGAUGCUGACGUGGGCUCCACCGUCCUCACAGUCAGCGCUAAUGAUGAAGAUGAAGGUGCUAAUGCCAAGUUACGUUACCAGAUUACCUCAGGAAAUGUCGGAGGUGUUUUUGACAUGGAGCCUGAGGUGGGGACUAUCUUCAUUGCCCAGCCAUUGGAUUAUGAACAAAACAAGCUCUACAAGUUGCACGUCUUGGCCUCGGAUGGCAAGUGGGAAGAUUAUGCUACAGUGAUAGUUACAAUUGUGAAUAAAAAUGAUGAGGCACCUGUUUUCUCUGUGAAUGAGUAUUACGGCAGUGUGACAGAGGAGCUGGAUGGUUCUCCCGUCUUUGUGCUACAGGUAACAGCUUCUGACCCAGAUAAGGAUGCUGACCAGGAGGCUUUGAGAUAUUCCCUUCAUGGUCAAGGUGCUGAGAGUGAGUUCAUCAUUGAUGAGGUGACUGGGAAGAUUUAUGCCCAGAGAACAUUAGACCGCGAGGUCCGGGCAGUGUGGCGUUUUGUGGUCCUGGCUACAGAUGAGGGUGGCGAGGGGCUGACAGGAUUCACCGAUGUCAUCAUCAACGUAUGGGACAUUAACGACAAUGCUCCUAUUUUUGCAUGUGCCCCGGACAGUUGCCACGGAGAUGUGGCUGAAAAUUCCCCUCCUGGCACCUCCGUCAUGGAAAUGACGGCCACUGAUCUGGAUGAUGCAGCUGUCGGACAAAACGCUAUGCUGGCUUAUAGGAUUGUAGGUAAUGCUGCUUUUAAUGGAGCUAACAGUGGAGCGGAUAUGUUUAACAUCAAUCCUGCUACUGGGACAGUUUCUGUAUCGAUGUCUGGCCUUGACAGGGAACAGAUUGACUCGUACGUAUUGGUGGUGGAAGCACGGGAUGGUGGAGGUAUGAUUGGAUCAGCCACCGCCACUAUACACGUAACAGACGUUAAUGACCACAUACCACGUUUCCUGGACCGCUCCUGCUUCGUGCGUAUCCCCGAGAGCAGUGAGCCUAACACAGCCGUAAUUGAGCUUGCCGCAGAAGAUGCGGAUGCUGGAGAAAAUGGCCAGCUUACCUUCAGCGUGGUGGCUGGUGAUCCGGAACAGAAGUUCUACAUGGUGAGCCAUCGACAGGAGCAGCGUGGGACCCUGCGUCUCAAAAAGCGUCUGGAUUACGAAAAACCAGGCGAGCAACGCUUCAACCUUACUAUCAAAGUGGAGGACAUGCAGUACUCCACUCUUCUACACUGCGCACUAGAAAUCGAGGACUGCAAUGACCAUGUGCCAGUCUUCAUUCCCCACUUCCUCCAGCUUCCUGCUAUACGAGAGGAUGUGGCUCCAGGAACGAGUUUGGCAAGUGUGGCUGCCAGCGAUUUGGACUCUGGGUUGAAUCGCGAGAUUACUUAUACCAUUGCUGCCGAGUCUGAUCCCUACCAUCUGUUUUCGGUGGACCAGUCAGGGUUGGUCACUGUUGCUAGCGAGUUGGAUCGUGAAAAGGUUGCACAGCAUCACUUGGUUAUUCUAGCAGCAGACCACGGGACGCCACCAUUGACUGGCACAGCAACUAUCCAGAUGGCUCUGCUGGAUGUCAAUGACAAUGGCCCUGAGUUUGAGGCUGCAUAUGCACCGGUGGUGUGGGAGAACGUUUUAGGGCCACAGGUCGUGCGGCUUAACCAGACUUCCAUGCUAUUGAGAGCCGUGGACCGAGAUUCAGAGGAGAAUGGCUCGCCCUUCUCGUUUUUCGUGCCUCUGGAGUAUCGUUACAGCAAUGACUUCCACCUGCAGGAUAAUGGGAAUGACACGGCCACCAUCACCGCCCUGAGAGCUUUCGACAGAGAGAGACAGAAAGAGUUUCUUCUACCUGUCAUCAUGACCGACAGCGGCAGUCCACCCAAGACCGUCACAAACACCCUCACCAUCACCAUCGGUGACGAGAAUGACCACGCACACACAGCGGGACAGAAGAAAGUGUUCAUCAACUGCCACAGAGGGAGAAUGCCAACCAAUGUGCUGGGAAAGGUUUACUCUCCAGAUCCAGAUGACUGGGAUAACAAGACGUAUGCCUUCGAGGGACAUGUUCCUAAUUAUUUCAUCCUGAACAAGCGGACAGGGUUUCUCAUCAUAAAGGAAAACGCCCCUCCCGGCAGUUACGAAUUUCAAGUGCGAGUAUCAGACGGCGUUUGGCCAGAUGCCGUCUCUAGUGUGAAAGUGAAUGUGAGAGAGCUACGGGACGAUGCCAUCUACAAUUCAGCCUCCUUGAGAUUAGCAGAUAUCUCUGCCCCCGAGUUCAUGGAACGACGCGGAAAUCUGAAGAGCAGGUACGAGCUGCUGGGCGAUUUCCUGUCUGACAUGCUUUCUGUGGGAGUGGAUGACAUCAACAUUUUCAGUCUGAUGGAGGUGCGGGAUAGGACCCUGGAUGUGAGGUUCUCCGUUCACAGCACGCCGUUCAUCAGGGCGGAGAGGGUGCAUGGAUAUCUUGCAGCUCAUAAACAAAAACUCCAGUCUUUUCUUCAAGUCAACGUGACCCAAGUUCAUGUAGAUGAGUGUGUGGACGCCGACUGCCGUGGCGGAGGAGGGUGUACCAGCCAUCUGAGCGUGACUGACAAGCCAGCAGUGGUGGACUCGGGCAGCAUGGCUUUGGUGUCGGUGACUGUGGAGGCCACCGCUGUCUGCAGCUGCUCAGCACGCGAACAUCUGCACCAGAGCUGCUCCAUCUACCCCAGAAAUCCUUGCCACAAUGGAGGAGUCUGUGUGGACACUCAGAGCGGAUACAGAUGCCAGUGCCCGGCUCAGUUUGAGGGACCCGAGUGCCAGCAGACAAAACACAGUUUCCAUGGCAACGGCUAUGCUUGGUUUCCCCCUAUAAGGCCAUGCUUCGAGAGCCACCUCUCGCUGGAGUUCAUCACGGAGGUGGCAGAUGGUUUGCUGCUCUACAGCGGACCUCUCUCUCAACUCCAGCCAUGGGAACCGGAGGACUUCAUGGCCAUAGAGCUGAUCGACGGCACCCCCACCCUGAAAAUUAACCACGGCUCGGGCACAUUGGUCCUGCAGUUGCCGGGCAACGUGAACGUAGCGGACAGACGGUGGCACAGACUGGACGUGAGGAGCAACAGCAAAGAGGUUCGAUUUACACUUGACCGCUGUGCAGGAGCCACUAUCAUGGAGAUGGAGGGAGUGGGCAGCUGGCUGACUACUGAAGACCACACUUCCUGUGAAGUUACAGGCAUCACACCAAAUAUGGACAAGCAUCUGAAUGUGACGCAGGUGCUUCAGCUUGGAGGAGUGAAUGAGAAUCUGCCGUAUAUCUACCCACAACUCCAGCACAAACACUUCACUGGCUGUAUCCGAAACCUCAUCGUGGACAGCAAGUAUUAUGAUCUAGGUUCACCUGCUGACUCCUCUGGAAGUGCUCCAGGAUGUGUGAUGACGGACAGUAGCUGUGUUAACAUGGGAUUUCCAUCCUGUGGGACCCGAGGCCGCUGUCACGGCGAGUGGGGGUCCUUCAGCUGCCAGUGUAUACCUGGAUACAGCGGGCAUCAGUGUGAAAAGGAGGUCCCGGAAUAUUCUUUUGACGGAAGGAGUCAUAUUCAUUUUCAGCUGGCCUUCACACUGCCGGCCAGACACACGCAGGUCCAGGUCCUGGUCCGGACACGCAAACGCAGCAGCUCCAUCCUUAGCCUGCUGUCCAAAGAACAGAACGAAUACCUCAGACUGGAGAUCUAUCAGGGUCUGUUAAGUGUCUUCUACAACCUCGGUGAUGGGGACUUCAACUUGACAAUGCCCUCUUAUCGUUUAGACAACGGAGAGUGGCAUGACAUUCACUUAGAUCGGCAUGACAAUGAGUUGACCCUGCGUCUGGACGGGGGAGGAGGGCGUCGAGAGGUCACCGGGUCGCCUGGUCGCAGUCGGGAGAUUGUUAUCGACCCUGCUGUGGUGAUGCUGGGAAACUCUUUCCCCUCUGGACACAACAGGAGUUUCCAAGGCUGCAUGCGGGACCUGAGACUCAAUGGUCGCUUUAUUGCUCUUGACAGCCAGGCCAGAGAUGGGGUGUCUGUGGUCAGUUCUCAGGGGGUUUCUCUGGGUUGUUUCUCUGACUCCUGCCGGAAGAACCUGUGCAGUCCGCCCUUCACCUGUGUGGACUUGUGGAGAGUACAUGAAUGCAGGUGUCCCACAGGUCACAUGGUUAAGGUGAACUCUACUGGCAAAUUCUGUGUUUACACAAUGUGUGCCAGUCGUCCGUGUCACAAGGGCACGUGUGUGGCACAGUCUCCAUCCAAAUUCACUUGCCACUGUCCAGAGGGCUAUCGCGGCCGACACUGUGAGGUGACGCUGGCCAUCUACAGGGACGAUGUGGGACUCAGCUUCAGCUCACUCUUCGCCAUAUGCAUCUGCUUCAUGGCACUGCUAGUGUUGCUGUUGGGGAUUUUCCUGUACACGCGCUGGAGGAGCUAUAAGGGGCUGAAGGAGGGUGUAUAUCACGUGUCUGCACACCAUGACGGCUGGGAGGACAUCCGAGAGAACGUGCUCAACUACGACGAGGAGGGUGGCGGGGAGGAGGAUCAGAAUGCCUAUGACAUGGCAGAGCUCCAGAAGUCCCUGCAACCGAGUCCAGCACAGUCGGUGCAGUACAGCCGCUCGAGGGCCAUCCACCACCACCCACCCUCGCAGCAGCAACAGCAACACUUUUGCCAGCCUGACCCCCCCUCCAGAGCGGGAACAGCCACCACCACCACCUCCUCCAUCUCCUCGGGAUCUGCCACCAUCCGCAGGGAUGUCCCCCCCUGCCGCUCUCCGGCUCAAGGCCAGACUGCAAAUCCCAGUCGGGCGGCACAGCUGGCCCGAAAGAGCCUGUCAUUCUCCAGCCAGGACCUGGCCCGCUACCUGUGUGAAAUUAUCCGUGAUGCCGACCAGCACCCAGAGACGGCGCCCUUCGACUCCCUGCAGGUUUUCUCCACGGAGGGGGGCGGCUCGCUGGCCGGGUCACUGAGUUCCUUCAGCUCCGCUGGGCUGGAAGAAGGAAUGGCAGCAGGUCAUGAGUGUUUGAAAGAGUGGGGGCCUCGCUUUGAGAAGCUGAAAGCUCUCUAUGAGCGGGCCGAGGGCAGCGACCUCUAAGGAACUGCUGGGAAGUGUUCUUGUAGCUCGAGGAGAGGAUGGAGACCACUAAAGACAUGCCUAAAAACCAGAGGACUUUAUCUUAUGCUGAAAAGUCCUAUGCUUCGACUUUCUCUGGAUGUAUUACUUCGUACGAGACCCUCCCUCUGCAUUUAGAGCCGGGUGACAUUUGGGACUCUCAAUGAGCAGCAAAUGGAAAGUGGUAUUCCAGGACACAGCAAGCUGUGGUCAUGGCAAUUUCAAAGCCCAGCAUGGGCAUCUUUAUUAAAGUGAACUGCGGAUGACAAUGAUUUUAGUGGAUACAUUCAUUGUCUUUGUGACUGACGCUGGCAGAGCGUCUAAGACGUGCUUCACUCGGACCUUUCCUGAUAUCCCAUUCUAUGUGUUUGUAUGGUCUAUGUGUUAAAUAAAAGAAAGUCGGGAAAGAAAGUAAACCUCUUGGAUGCGACUAGGAGGGAGUUUGUCAUCCCCCUUCACUGGCCGCUUUCUGAAAUCAGCUUGGCGCUUGUUCUGUCAGGGUGGCCACUUGUGUUCAUCAAUCAUAACUUUACACAAGGAUAGCGGUUAUUUUUUUCGAUUUGCUCAGCCCUCCACUUAGAUUCUAUUCACUCGGAUGUGAGGUUGAAAGAGGCAGUGUGAGGGGAAAAAGACCAAUAAAAACUGAAGAUGUGUGAAAAACACUGAGGAAAAUGAAACAGAAAGCAGCCUUAUUGUUUGGCAUUUUAGGAGACAUUCCUUGGGAAUACAAAUUUUGUCCUCUCUUUCUAGCCAAAACGGAGCAAUGGAACGGCUGGAAUACAAAUGUGGCUGAGGGACAAGGCUGAGUGGCUGGCAUGAGAUGGAAGUAUUCUGUAGCUGAAAACUAUCGAACACUCUCUUGGCUCUCACGCUUUAUUGAGCGGUGGCAAUCAGAGUCUGCCAAACUAAAGGAUAGCCAUUAAGACAAAUGAACGAAUGUGCGUGUUGCUCAGUGUGAUCAACUAAAACAUGAAUUUGAGCUCUGCUGGAGAAGCGUACAGUAAUGUUUACUGUUUCAGUAUGUAACUAAAGUUUACUGUUUUGGUUCGCUUCCUUUUUAAAGUAUUGUAAUAUUAACCAAACCAGCUUACCCUACCGUAACACCAUUUCCUGUUCAACUAUAAAUAAUUCCCUGUAUCCCAUCACAUUAUUCGGCACUGCAGUGAGGAGAUGGGACAUGGCACCAGGUGCUUUCUCGGAGUGAGUCCAGUCCAGCGGUUUCAGGCCCUUAGCGCCUCCUAUGUAACGUUUAAUGGGCUUGUGAACGCAUGUGGUGAAGCUGCAUGGGAUGAAGGAAAGGCAAGGCUUGUGUGUGCAAAUGGAAUAACUAAAAGUCUCCCCCGUGAGGCCUCAAAUGCCAACCUUGUAUUUUAUGCAUUUUAAGGCAAUGUUUUUGCCCUCCUUUUAUCAUUUGAGUUUUAUUUAUUUAUUUAUUUAUUUUUCUGGAGAAUGCCGUAUGUGGAGCAUGACAGGCUGGCUGAGGAGACUAGAGCGAGUAGGAGUGUGUUAAAAGACAUCAGAGUGCUAAUCCUAAUGUGAACUGAUCGCUCACUGUCAUGCUGUGAACCAAAGGAUCAUGGGAGUUGGAAAAACUCGACGGAGAAGUCGUCACUCUUAUUACAGAUCUCAAAAAGUGCCAAUAUUUCCAAAGGCAGCAACAAGAGUAUAAAGAAGGUUUUCAAGAUGAAGCUGAGGAAUAUAGUUGGAAGUGCAAUGCUAGCUAUUUCAUGAGUUAAAAGAAGGCCAAGGGAUUGGCGCUUGGAGUUAUCCUUGUCAAGGGGAUUGGGAAUCCAGUGAGAGGUGUGAGUGUUCAUGAAUGAAGCGCGAUGGCUCUGUCUUUGAAUCGCAGAAUUCCCUAUCUUACUGAACCAAGGCCACCUGUUUAUUUGUGUGGUGAAUAUAUAGUACUCUAUUUUGUGAAACAAUGUUUUUACCUCAUUUGUGCAUAUCAAAAAGGAAGUAAUUGCUUUUUAAAUAUAUA
Danio aesculapii is the source of this 10843-nucleotide messenger RNA. Its product is annotated as neural-cadherin. Gene Ontology annotation, biological process: homophilic cell-cell adhesion. Gene Ontology annotation, molecular function: calcium ion binding; cadherin binding. NCBI's taxonomy places the organism in Eukaryota, Metazoa, Chordata, Actinopteri, Cypriniformes, Danionidae. Gene Ontology annotation, cellular component: plasma membrane; catenin complex. The record is from RefSeq and is a predicted model, not a curated record.